Lachancea dasiensis is the source of this 711-nucleotide messenger RNA. The record is from the annotation of a GenBank genome assembly. NCBI's taxonomy places the organism in Eukaryota, Fungi, Ascomycota, Saccharomycetes, Saccharomycetales, Saccharomycetaceae.
AUGAGUGUUUUCAUUGCACCAGGCGAUGACUUUCAUCUCGAAAGUCGAGACAACGUCAUCUUGGGUCCAGGAGCCUAUUGUGAUCCGAGAAGCCAGGCCUUCACUCCUGUAAAUGCUGGCUUUGAAGUGAUAACGGAAUCGAAGAAAGGUAUCUGCGCUCAUGUUGAAUACAAUUCUAAACGCUACGUGCCGGCGGUUGGCGAUCUGGUUGUGGGGUUAAUAACUGGCUCCUUCUCUGAUAGCUACAGAGUAUCGUUGGCAAGUUUCUCCACACCCGUUACAUUAUCCUAUAUGGCCUUCCCUAAUGCUUCGAAGAAAAAUCGACCUACUUUGAAGGUUGGUGACUUAGUAUACGCACGAGUGUGCAAAGCAGACAAAGAACUGGAGGCUGAAAUUGAGUGCGUAGACUCAACAACCGGAAAGGAUGAUGGAUUUGGUCACUUAGAACAUGGUACUCUGGUGCAAGCCUCACUGGCAUUUUGCAGGGAAUUGACCUUCAACGCAGAGUAUCCACUUCUUUCGUUGCUUGCUAAGCACGCCCAAUUUGAAGUGGCCAUUGGUAUCAACGGAAGAAUAUGGAUCAAGUCUGAAGAAAUCAGGCAUACUCUAGCCUUUAGUAGAUCUUUGCUGGAAUGUCAGGAUCACCCUGUAUCAGAACAUAAGCACAUCAUUUCUAAGCAUUUUAAGAACGUACUCAAUGCGUCAUCUUAA